Molecule: messenger RNA, 468 nt
Organism: Morone saxatilis (striped sea-bass)
Lineage: Eukaryota; Metazoa; Chordata; Actinopteri; Moronidae
Gene: agrp
Product: agouti related neuropeptide
Exons: 3
Coding region: 1-411 (136 amino acids)
Biological process (GO): hormone-mediated signaling pathway; adult feeding behavior; positive regulation of feeding behavior
Cellular component (GO): extracellular region
Molecular function (GO): neuropeptide hormone activity; type 1 melanocortin receptor binding
Source: RefSeq, a predicted model, not a curated record
AUGUUUGGCUCCGUGCUGCUCUGCUAUUACUCCUUCAGUCUGCUGCGUCUCUCUUCUUCUUUGGUUCAUGGAAACAUCCAGUUGGACGACGGUCCAGCAGCCGGUCGUCUCUCCGAACCAUCGUACCUGUCUGACCUGGAGAGAAGCCACGCCACUGACCCUGUGCAUGACCCCGCCCUCCUAUCUGUUGACUCAGUGGAGGAUCAUUUCCUAAUGGACGCAGUGUCCUAUGACGAGGAUUCGGCAGCAGCCUUGCAGCUGCAGGGUCGGGCUAUGCGUUCACCUCGUCGCUGCAUCCCCCACCAGCAGUCCUGUCUGGGUUACCCGCUGCCCUGCUGCGACCCCUGUGACACCUGCUACUGCCGCUUCUUCAAUGCCAUCUGCUACUGCCGCCGUGUCGGCCACACCUGACCAUCCAUACACACCUGACGACAGAGGAGACGACUGAGGAAACAUGGAGACAGACUC